Messenger RNA from Penicillium oxalicum, 1311 nucleotides. Its product is annotated as acyl-CoA desaturase. The coding region runs from base 1 to 1311 and encodes 436 amino acids. The record is from RefSeq and is a predicted model, not a curated record. Gene Ontology annotation, biological process: unsaturated fatty acid biosynthetic process. Lineage: Eukaryota; Fungi; Ascomycota; Eurotiomycetes; Eurotiales; Aspergillaceae. Gene Ontology annotation, cellular component: endoplasmic reticulum membrane. Gene Ontology annotation, molecular function: heme binding; stearoyl-CoA 9-desaturase activity; iron ion binding. The transcript is spliced from 2 exons.
AUGAAUCUCGCCGGUGUCUUGGUCGUGGAAAUCCGGUUGAUUAAGAUGGAGAAAUAUACAGAAGGGCUCGUGUCUCUAGAGCUUCAUCAUUCUUCCUACACCAGUCUUGGACCACCCGCCAGAAGGAUGAUAAGGGAUACUGCCAAGUCAUUGAAUUGGCCCAAGACUAUUUUUCUCGUUGGUAUUCCUCUGGUUGCCCUCUUCAGUCUCCGUUGGGUUCCUCUACGGCGAGAGACUGUUUGGACUGGGGUCAUAUAUGCCUAUCUGCGAGCUCUGACUGUCACUGCAGGGUACCAUCGCCUCUGGGCACAUCGAUCCUACUCAGCAAGCACACUCCUCAAAUUGAUCUUUGCCAUCAUCGGUGCCGGUGCCGGUCAGGACUUGAUCAAAAAAUGGUGCCGAGAUCAUCGGGCUCAUCACCGAUAUGUGGACACCGACAAAGAUCCCUACAGCAUGUCCAAAGGGUUCUUCCAUGCCCAUAUUGGCUGGAUCCUGUUCGAGAAGAGUGAUCCCAUCCAUGGUGUUCUGACCACCGGUCGAGUGGACAUUAGCGAUCUGAAAGCCGAUCCGGUCGUCGUCUGGCAACGAAAACAUUACUUGACUCUCUUACUUGUGGCUGGGUAUCUCUUCCCAACGAUAUUGUGCGGGCUCUUCUUCGGAGACUACCUCGGCGGCUUUGUCUUUGCGGGCUGCAUUGCCACGGCGAUCGAGCAGCAGGGCACUUUCUGUGUCAACUCGGUGGCUCACUGGUAUGGUUCUCAACCUUAUGCCGCUGACAAGACGCCCCGAGACCAUCCGCUCACCGGUCUGUUGACUCUGGGGGAGGGCUACCACAACUUUCACCAUGAGUUCCCCAUCGACUAUCGAAAUGGAGUGCGCUGGUUUGACUUCGAUCCCACCAAGUGGGUGAUUUGGGUAUGUGCGCAGUUGGGUCUGGCCAGCAAUCUCCGACGCUUCCCUGAAAACGAGAUCCAAAAGGGGAGAAUCCAGCGCAAGCGACAAUGUCUAGAUCAGGAGAGCGAGCGGUUGAAUUGGGGGGUACCCCUCGAAGACCUUCCGGCCAUGGAAUGGGGUGAGUACCAGCAGCAGACUAGGACAGGGUGCAAUUUAGUGGUGAUUAGAGGUGUUGUACAUGAUGUCUCGGCGUUUGUGACCGAGCAUCCGGGGGGCGCAGCAAUGAUCACGGGCGCCAUUGGCAAGGAUGCAACGAGGUUGUUCGAAGGGCAGGUCUAUCGUCACUCAAAGGCCGCUUCUAACUUUUUGGAUACGAUGAGAAUUGCCGUGAUUAAGCCACGUAUCGAGGGAAAGUGA